CACUCAUUGAACGCCUCGCAGCGCGAAUCGGUGUCGUUGCCGUUAUUAUCAGGUCUCGGAAUCCGAACCCUCAGAACUAACUAACCGGAAAAUAGUGCUAGAAACUUUGCCGGCUCGAUAUGACGGCAAGCAAGCAGCAAGAGGCCGAGGCCGAACACGAUCCCCAAGUGGUGGUCACCCCCGGAGAUGCCUCUCACAGUUCUCGCCAGGAUCGGGGCCUUUGGCGGGAUCUGACGUCCUACUGGAUCCUCGGUCUGUGCAACAACUACGGAUAUGUGGUGAUGCUAAGUGCUGCCCACGAUAUAAUCAAGCAGUUCAAUCCGAAUGAUGAAAGUGAAGAGAGCUCGUCGGGUAGAAAUUGUCACUUGGUAUCCACGGGGGCUAUUUUGCUGGCUGAUGUGCUGCCCUCAUUGUUUGUGAAGAUACUAAUGCCUUUCUUUCCGUUUUGGGUCAAUUUUCGCAUAGCCCUGGCAGUCGCUUUCUCCGCAGCUGGUUUCCUGCUGGUAGGAUUUGCCAAUGCCGAAUGGAUGGCCCUGUUGGGAGUGAUCAUCACCUCAGCCAGCAGUGGAAUCGGAGAGACCACCUUUUUGGCCUAUUCUUCGCGUUACAACAAGAAUGUGAUAUCCACCUGGUCAUCCGGAACUGGUGGUGCCGGAGUCAUUGGUUCCUUGAGCUAUGCCAGUUUGAGAUCUCUGGACUUCAGUCCCAGAGACACUAUGCUGGUCAUGCUGAUCUUCCCCGCGAUCGAGGCUUUCGCUUUUUGGCUGCUGCUGCGUCGUCCGCAGGUUGAUAUCCUGCCAGUUACGACAGUUGAGUCCACGGAAGUCCUGAUCACCGACGAGAAGCCCUUGGUUGGUUUCAAGGAGAAGUUCUUCUACAUCAAGCACCUCUUCAAGUAUAUGUUACCCCUUUGCUUGGUUUACUUCUUCGAGUACUUCAUCAAUCAGGGACUGUUCGAGUUGGUCUACUUCGAGGACAUUUUCCUGGACAAGGACUCGCAGUACCGCUGGCUGAAUGUGGACUACCAAAUCGGAGUCUUCAUCUCUCGUUCCUCGGUCAACGUCUUCCAGCUGGACAAGAUCUGGCUAAUGUCCAUCUUCCAGUUGGUCAACGUCGUCUACUUCCUCACCGAGGUCAUCUGGUGGUACACGCCCAGCAUCUGGAUCGUGUUCGCUAUCGUCCUGUGGGAGGGACUUCUGGGCGGCGGUGCCUACGUGAACACCUUCUAUCGGAUGUCCAAGGAGAUCUCGCCGGAGCGCCAGCAGUUCGCCAUGGCCAUGGUGGUCCAGUCGGAUUCGUAUGGUAUCGCCCUGGCCGGAUUCCUGGCCAUUCCCGUCCACAACGCCAUCUGCGGUCUUCCGGCGGCGGCCAGGAGCCUUGUCUGGUGAUCGCGAUCGGAGCGGGUAUCAGAAACAGGAUCAGGAUCAGGAUCAGAUUAUGCCUUUACUGUGUGCGUGUGUAGCUAAUUAAGCGUGUAUGUCUGUGCGUGUCCCGAUAGUAUUACUCACUGGACCACUGGACUCCCAGGAGCCAGAUAGAUGGUUAUAUAGUUAGUAUCAUUCAGUUUGACUACCCUAUAAGGCUUAGUUUAGUACACAAAAGUAAAGUAAAACAAAUCCUUGUUUUAUCAAAAAUCCA
This is a messenger RNA of Drosophila subpulchrella, 1638 nucleotides long. RefSeq names its product battenin (gene Cln3). The coding region runs from base 120 to 1388 and encodes 422 amino acids. The record is from RefSeq and is a predicted model, not a curated record. The transcript has 6 exons. Gene Ontology annotation, biological process: lysosome organization; regulation of intracellular pH. Lineage: Eukaryota; Metazoa; Arthropoda; Insecta; Diptera; Drosophilidae. Gene Ontology annotation, cellular component: lysosome; membrane.